UAUUUUCGACCUCCAUUCAUCCUUCGACUCAUCAAAAUUUAGUUUUUAAUUCUAUGUACAAUUUGAAACGAUAAAAUACAUUCGAUUAAGCCUUUCAGGAGGUGCUAGGGUGUUUUUCAAAAGACUAUAAGUGUGUUUGUGUGAUAAAAUAGUCUCAAAUGGCGUUGAAAUCGCCGGCUGUCGCUAUGGGUAUACUGUCACGUAUAACCAGACGCAGUUUUUCAACAUCUAAAGUUUUGUCGUCGAAACCUGUAACCGUUCGUGAUGCCCUCAAUCAGGCUAUCGAUGAGGAGAUGGAGAGAGACGAAAGUGUGUUUGUUAUGGGUGAAGAAGUGGCUCAAUACGAUGGCGCCUAUAAAGUUACAAGAGGGCUUUGGAAGAAAUAUGGUGACAAAAGAGUCAUAGACACACCUAUCACUGAGAUGGGUUUUGCUGGUAUAGCAGUGGGUGCAGCUUUUGCUGGACUCCGACCUAUCUGCGAGUUCAUGACCUUCAAUUUCUCCAUGCAAGCCAUUGAUCAUAUAAUAAACUCAGCGGCUAAAACAUUCUACAUGUCAGCUGGUGCGGUGCCAGUUCCUAUUGUGUUCCGUGGUCCGAACGGCGCGGCGGCCGGCGUCGCCGCUCAACAUUCCCAAUGCUUCGGUGCCUGGUUCUCACACUGUCCAGGCCUGAAGGUUAUCAUGCCAUAUUCUUCUGAAGACGCCAAAGGUCUCCUAAAGGCAGCCAUCAGGGACCCCGAUCCUGUGGUCUGUUUGGAGAACGAAAUGUUGUACGGUGUUCCAUUCCCCAUGUCCGAUGAGGCGUUAUCCAAUGACUUUGUGCUGCCAUUUGGUAAAGCUAAAGUGGAGCGGGAAGGUAAACACAUAACUGUGGUAUGCGCUGGACGGGCCACAGAAACAGCACUACAAGCUGCCAAUACGCUUGCUGGACAAGGUAUUGAAUGCGAAGUGAUAAAUCUGAGAUCGCUCCGGCCACUAGACUUCGACACUAUCGCGCGUUCGGUGGCCAAGACACAUCACAUAGUCACCGUAGAACAGGGCUGGCCUAGCUGCGGUAUCGGAUCCGAAAUCUGCGCCCGCCUGAUGGAGUCGCCGUCGUUCUUCGAACUGGACGCGCCCGCGUGGCGCGUGACCGGCGCCGAUGUGCCCAUGCCCUACGCCGCCAGCCUCGAGGCGCGCGCCCUCCCGCGCCCGCCCGACGUGCUCGCCGCCGUCAGCGCCGUGCUGUCCAACGCGUGAGUAUGCACUACCCACCGCGCCGGGCACAUGAGUAUA
Diatraea saccharalis (sugarcane borer) is the source of this 1274-nucleotide messenger RNA. The record is from the annotation of a GenBank genome assembly. Lineage: Eukaryota; Metazoa; Arthropoda; Insecta; Lepidoptera; Crambidae.